GCCAACUUUGCCCUAGCAGCACCACAAGACGAUACAGAUCAAAUUCCAUCACAACUCUACAACCACAACUCGGAUACCCUUUUCUUUCGAUAAAAAUUGUCGCCUAUACGGGGCGAUCAUCAUGGCGGGCGGUGACCAUGGUGGCGAGUCGAAUGAUACACCUGAGCCAGUCAUCAAAAGCUUCGCCACGCUCAAUCAGUUGCAAAUCGGUGUGAAAGCUUUUGUCGAAAAAAAUGGUGAAGCGAGAAAGGCAGAGAUCCUGUCAAUAAAGCAGAGGAAUGGGGGAGAUCUGACAUUCUACGUUCAUUACGUCGAGUUCAAUAAGCGUUUAGACGAAUGGAUCUCAGCCGACCGCAUCGAUCUGUCACAAGAGGUCGAAUGGCCGGCUCCCGAAAAGCCCGAGAAGAAGAAAACCACCGUCACAACCAAGGCCUCUACGAAAGCGCCACAAGCGAAAUCCAUCGCCACAAAAGCCGGCCGCCCUCGUGCAGAUUCACGCGCGGGCUCUGCGACGCCCGACCUGCUGACUGCAAAAGCCGGCAAUGACCGGAAACGCGUCGUCCCCUCGAAAGCCGGUGGGAAGGAGAACCGCGAGGACAGCGAUGGCGACCCCUUGCUCGCACAGGCCGGUACGCCGCUAGCCAGCCUCAGUCAUGAAGACAGCUUGGAGCUGCCUACCAGGGAUGGUGAUGUCGAGAUGCCCGACGUGACCAAGACAGAAGAGAAGGUGGCGCCGAUCAUGGAACCUGAGGAAGAAAUCGAGAAACUCCGGACCGGCGGCUCAAUGGUCCAGAACCACGCGCAGCUCCAUCUCGUUCGCAACCUCAACAAGAUCCAGAUGGGCAAGCACGUCAUCGAGCCGUGGUACUUCAGCCCGUACCCACAAGAAUUCGCAGAUGUCGAUAUGGUGUAUGUGGACGAAUUUUGCCUGUCAUACUUCAGCUCCAAAAAGGCCUUCGAGCGGCACAGGAGUAAAUGCGAGCUGCGCCACCCGCCGGGCAACGAGAUCUACCGCGACGACUUUGUGAGUUUUUUUGAGGUCGAUGGACGGCGGCAGCGCACGUGGUGUCGCAAUCUGUGCCUCCUCUCCAAAUUGUUCCUCGACCACAAAACAUUGUACUAUGACGUCGAUCCAUUCCUGUUCUACUGCAUGGUCACGCGCGACGAACACGGGUGCCAUCUCACCGGCUAUUUCUCCAAAGAGAAAGAGUCCGCCGAAGGGUACAAUGUCGCGUGUAUUUUGACAUUGCCGCAAUACCAGCGCCAAGGCCUGGGACGCUUGCUCAUUGCGUUCAGCUACGAACUGAGCAAGCGGGAGGGAAAGCUGGGCAGCCCGGAAAAGCCGCUGAGCGAUCUAGGGUUGCUAGGUUACAGGCAAUACUGGAAAGAAGUGCUGGUGGAACUGCUUAGUGAUCCGGCGCGGUUGCCGCCGCCGGGCAGCGCAAGCCAUACCCCUUCGUCCGAGCAUUUGCACCCGCAUAGCAGUCUCGCGUUCGGCUCGCCCAGUAGCCAGUUCAGUACGAGUAUUGCCGAGAUCGCAAGUCUGACCAGCAUGACGGAGAAGGACGUUCAUGAGCAGCUUGAGGUGUUGAAGCUGUUGAGGUAUCACAAGGGCGCCUGGAUCAUCGUCGUCAGGGACGAGUUGCUCGAGUGGCAAGAGAAGAGGCGUGAAAAGGAGAAGCUCAGGGGCGCCAGGAGGAUCGAUGCGAGUAGGUUGAAUUGGAAACCGCCUGUUUUCACGGCCAGUAGUCGGACCUGGAACUGGUAGUCGAGUUGUACGGCAGGGGUGGCUUCUUGGGUUUGUUGUUUAGCAUGGCGCUGGCGGUGGGAUUGAGCAAAGAAUCGCGCGCCAUCAAUGGGUUGCCUAACACUGGGCGGGGAUCAAGAUCGUUAUGGUUACAUUCGCAUGGUAUCGAACAUCAAUAAUAUAUUCACCAAGC
Exophiala xenobiotica is the source of this 1940-nucleotide messenger RNA. RefSeq lists its product as uncharacterized. NCBI's taxonomy places the organism in Eukaryota, Fungi, Ascomycota, Eurotiomycetes, Chaetothyriales, Herpotrichiellaceae. Gene Ontology annotation, molecular function: histone acetyltransferase activity. The record is from RefSeq and is a predicted model, not a curated record. Bases 122 to 1768 code for a protein of 548 amino acids. The transcript has 5 exons. Gene Ontology annotation, biological process: regulation of DNA-templated transcription.